CUUGAACAACUACCUUAAGGUACUUGGCCUGGUUUUUCCAUAAGUAUUCUGUAACCAAACCAAACCAAACCAAACCAUCUUCGAUCUUGCACCCGAUUCCUCGAUCAGCUGAGAAGACGAAAAUCGAAAAUAUGGCUGGCACAGUUACCAAGAACUUCCUACGCCACUGGCACAAACUGCUCGGCCUACGGCGCCAAUCGCGGCUCUCCUGGCACCGGGCGCGCCUGCGCGAAGAGCUUCUGGAGCGCCGGGACGCGAAGUCCGCACUAGACAAGCUCAGCGAGACCGCGGGCGUCUUUUUCGCCAUCAGCCGCGCCACGUACGAGGGCUUCCCCGUCCGGACGCUUCCUCGCUUUGCCGCCAGCCACCUCCUCGUGUACGUCUACAUGAUGGCCAAGUACACCUCUCGCUGGGCGUUCUACCGGCUGGCUGCUUUCCUCUGCGGAGCCCCCGGCCGCGGCCGCGUGCGCGAGGUGAUGAAUCCGGCUAAGGACAGCAAGCUAGAUGAGGUCGCUUCCCGUCAUAAUAUUGAUAAGCACAAGUUCAGGCGCGUCGGGCGCCGGUUACGUCGAGUUUGGCCCCUAUUCCCGUAGUGGUGCUGUUGAUUGCCUAGGCACACAACACCAUAUACACAAACAGGCGUACGGUAUCUUUGGCCUUGCGGAACUCAACUCAAACUCUCAACGGCCAGCUAAGUCAACGCGUUCAAUGUCAGGUUCGCGAAGUCUAUCCUCGACAGAAGACACUUUAUAUGAGGAGACUAUGAUAUAUAGUGACUACCUAGAUGAAAAGAUGCAACUCCAUAGGGUGAAAUAACUUAAGUCGCUUUAUUAACAGCUCGGUUCCGAA
Daldinia caldariorum is the source of this 849-nucleotide messenger RNA. RefSeq lists its product as uncharacterized. The record is from RefSeq and is a predicted model, not a curated record. Bases 132 to 593 code for a protein of 153 amino acids. Lineage: Eukaryota; Fungi; Ascomycota; Sordariomycetes; Xylariales; Hypoxylaceae. The transcript is spliced from 2 exons.